Molecule: messenger RNA, 1332 nt
Organism: Urocitellus parryii (Arctic ground squirrel)
Lineage: Eukaryota; Metazoa; Chordata; Mammalia; Rodentia; Sciuridae
Gene: Fbxo39
Product: F-box protein 39
Biological process (GO): SCF-dependent proteasomal ubiquitin-dependent protein catabolic process
Cellular component (GO): SCF ubiquitin ligase complex
Molecular function (GO): protein binding
Source: RefSeq, a predicted model, not a curated record
AUGGAUGAAGAAAGUGAACCCAUCCAGCCUCAAGACCAGAGUUGCUGGGCCACCCUGCCCGAUGUCUGCCUGCGACGUGUCUUCUGGUGGCUGGGAGACAGGGACAGGUCCAGGGCAGCCCUGGUCUGCAGGAAGUGGAACCAGAUGAUGUAUUCAGCUGACCUCUGGCGAUACAGGACCAUCACCUUCAGCGGGAGACCUUCCCGGGUACACGCAUCCGAAUUUGAGUCAGCUCUUUGGUAUGUUAAGAAAUUUGGCCGUUACCUGGAACACCUGGAGAUCAAAUUCCUGAAUCCUUACAAUGCUGUCUUGACGAAGAAGUUUCAGGUCACCAUGCGAGGUCUUCUCUCGUGCCUGGGCAAGAGUAACAACCGCCUGAAGUCUCUUUCCAUUCAGCACUUGGAACUGGACCGUCUGGUCUGGAGGAACAGCAUCAGGAGCUCUCUCAUCAAGAGCCUGAGCUUCUUCCUAAAGAAAAUGGGCAAACACCUGGACUACCUCAGCCUGAAAGGGGCCAGGCUCACAGUGGAGCAAGGCUGCCACGUCCUCAACUCCCUGAGCUACCUACGGAACGAGAGCAUGGCCUCGGAACUCAACAUUGAGGAUUACUUCAGCCAUCACCUGGCCGUCUACAGCAGCCCCCAGUUCAACAAGACCAUGGCCACGUUCCACAACCUGGUGUCCCUGACGCUCAACUACAACUGUAUCUCUGAUGAGCUGCUCGAGAACUUGGGUGAGAACAACGCCAGCACCCUCUGGACCAUGAACAUCAAAUGCCAUAUUCACGAUCCCCAUGGCCAAGUUGUCUGGGGCAUGUCCUGGGCCAAGCUGGCCAGACAGGCCAACAACCUGAAGGUGAACUUCUUCUUUGAGCGGGUCAUGAAGUACGAGCGCUUGGCCCGGAUCCUCCUGCAGGAGAUCCCGGUCAGGAGCAUCAGUCUGAGAAGCUGCUAUUUCAGUGAUCCAGACUGGUCCAUGCGGCCCACUCUGAUGGACCUCCUUCCCACCUUCCGGCACACUCUGCAGAAAUUAACUUUUGAGUUCAACAACAACCAUGAGUCACUGGAUGAAGAGCUGCACCUUCUCAUUCUAAACUGCAGGAAGCUGUUUUACUUUAAAAUCUGGGCUUUCCUCGAUGUUAGAUUUGUAGAGCGAAUUCUGAAGAGCCAAGAGGAGGGGCAGUGUGCCCUGCGCACCCUCAAGGUGAGAAUUUAUACAAACAGAUACGAGACAAAUGAAGAAGACAGGACCCUCCGGGAAAUUUACAGGAAGUACAGAAAGCUGAUCGAUUCAGAGCUAAACUAUUUUGUCAUCGCUUAUCCCAUGAUGUGA